AGAACUUCCUGUGUGAGGUGGUGGAUUUCCCAGCGUCCCUCGCGCUCUUCCCCCUCUUCUCUAGCGCUGCGUCUCUGUGUGCAGACAGACCGAGCGCCACCAUGGCUAUCCUUAGACCCCUCACCAAGCCCAACAUUGUAAAGAAAAGGACCAAGAAGUUCAUCAGACAUCAAUCUGACCGUUAUGUUAAGAUCAGGAAAAACUGGAGAAAGCCCAGAGGUAUUGACAAUAGGGUCCGUAGGCGCUUUAAGGGGCAGAUGCUGAUGCCAAACAUUGGUUACGGUAGUAACAAGAAGACCAAGCACAUGCUGCCCACUGGAUUCAGGAAGUUCCUGGUCCACAACGUCAAGGAGCUUGAAGUCCUUAUGAUGAGCAACAAGAGCUACUGUGCAGAAAUUGCCCACAAUGUGUCCUCAAAGAACAGGAAGCUGAUUGUGGAGCGGGCAGCUCAGUUGGCCAUUAAGGUCACAAAUCCCAACGCAAGACUCCGCAGUGAGGAGAACGAAUAAUCUGGCCAGCUCUGUCUUUUCAAUAAAGUUAAUGUUAAAUCAC
This is a messenger RNA of Colossoma macropomum (tambaqui), 552 nucleotides long. RefSeq names its product ribosomal protein L32 (gene rpl32). The coding region runs from base 102 to 509 and encodes 135 amino acids. Gene Ontology annotation, molecular function: structural constituent of ribosome. The record is from RefSeq and is a predicted model, not a curated record. NCBI's taxonomy places the organism in Eukaryota, Metazoa, Chordata, Actinopteri, Characiformes, Serrasalmidae. Gene Ontology annotation, biological process: translation. Gene Ontology annotation, cellular component: cytosolic large ribosomal subunit; ribosome. The transcript is spliced from 4 exons.